AUGAAUACAGUAAGGAUAAUACUUAUUUUUUUCUGUUUUCCAGAUUUAUCUUAUGCAUGGACCUUCAAUGAUAACCCCUUAUAUGUCCAAGAGGACAACAGGCGGUUUGUAUCACAAGAGACAGGAAACUUGUACAUUGCCAAAGUAGAACCAUCAGAUGUGGGCAACUACACUUGCUUCAUAACAAACAAAGAAGCCCAGAGAAGUGUUCAAGGACCACCCACUCCAUUAGUGCAGCGCACUGAUGGUGUGAUGGGGGAAUAUGAACCAAAGAUUGAAGUGCGUUUUCCUGAAACUAUACAAGCUGCAAAGGAUACAUCUGUAAAACUGGAAUGCUUUGCCCUUGGAAAGUAAGGUGUUUUUUUUUUCUGGGUUGUUUUAAUUAAAAAAACCUUUUUGUUAUUCAAAUAUUGCUCUACAAUAAAUUACCAAAUAGAUUUCAAAGGCUACGCAAAAAUGGAACUUUCUGAUUGGAAUUUAAAUAGACAUGCCUAAUACUCGGAAAAUGAUUGGUGCUGCGAUUCUCCCCUAAAUGUGCUGAUAUUUCCUCAUUUGAGCAUAAUGAGACCCAUUUAAGCAGCAUAUUGCAGAAGAACAAGUGCACUUGUCUAAGAUGGUGGGCAAGUCACUAAACCUUCGACAUAUCCUUCAUUCCAUCUCAUCCUACAUCCAGAAAUAUAUUGCCU
This is a messenger RNA of Ceratotherium simum simum (southern white rhinoceros), 686 nucleotides long. Lineage: Eukaryota; Metazoa; Chordata; Mammalia; Perissodactyla; Rhinocerotidae. The record is from RefSeq and is a predicted model, not a curated record.